This is a messenger RNA of Tupaia belangeri chinensis (Chinese tree shrew), 2813 nucleotides long. RefSeq names its product testis expressed 11 (gene TEX11). The transcript has 31 exons. NCBI's taxonomy places the organism in Eukaryota, Metazoa, Chordata, Mammalia, Scandentia, Tupaiidae. Gene Ontology annotation, cellular component: central element. The record is from RefSeq and is a predicted model, not a curated record. Gene Ontology annotation, biological process: meiotic cell cycle; synaptonemal complex assembly; reciprocal meiotic recombination. Gene Ontology annotation, molecular function: protein binding.
ACCAGAGAAUUAAAAUGGAUAAUGUUGGCUUUCAUUCCAUGGACUUUAAAGAAAUUAUUGAAAACCUGAUUGUUGAAGGUAAUUUACCUAGCAUACCUGAGGCAAUUGAUAGAAUCUUCAUGGACAUGGCAAAUAUCAACAGGGAGUCUGUGGCUGAAAUGCAAGAUGCUCAGGUUGAAGAAAUGGCUGUAAACCUGUGGAAAUGGGCAAUUACCAGGAGAGUAGCUUUGGGUAUAAGUGAAGAGCAGAAAGUUAAAUUACAUCAUAUUGCUUGCAAGUUGAUGUGUAUGUAUGAAGGCUCAUUUGCUUCAGAAAAAGUCCUUCAAAGACAAAUUUUGAUGAAUAUGAAAACAGGAAAAGGGUGGGUGGAUGUUGGAAAUGCUCUGAUCGCUGAUGAAUUUUUUCAAGCUGCCACAGCUAGUCUGGAGCAAUAUGUCAGAUUAAUGCAGAGGAGCUCCACUGACACUCACUCAACCAUGCAGAACCUUGCUGUGAAGAACCUCUUCAAAGUGCUUUCUUACCAAGCAGAAUCAGCAGUUGCUCAAGGGAAUUUUCAAAGAGCAUCUACAUGUGUACUGCAUUGUAGGAAUUUUCAAAGAGCAUCUACAUGUGUUCUUCAUUGUAAAGAUAUGUUGGUGAGGCUUCCCAGAAUGGUGAAAAAUCUUCAUGGACUCUGUUUUAACUUUGGAGUAGAAACCCACAAGCAGAAUAAAUAUGAAGAAAGUUCUUUCUGGCUUAGCCAAGAACUGGAUCUUGGUAAAGUGGCCAAAAUAUAGAAGGAAAAGGGACCUGAAGUUGUGGCCAAAGUUCUCCGUUUAUUAGCCACUAAUUAUUUGGAUUGGAAUGACAGAGAAUAUUAUGAUAAAGCUGUCAGCGCUAUAAAUCUAGCAAACAAGGAGCAUUUAAAUCCACCUGGGCUUUUCUUGAAGAUUAAAAUCCUCUUGAAAGACAAAACAACUAAUGAAGAACUCCUUGAAGCUGUCAUGGAAACGCUACAUCUUGACAUGUCUUUAGACUUCUGUCUGAACAUUGCUAAACUGCUGAUGGAUCAUGAAAGAGAAUCUGUUGGGUUUCUUUUCCUGAAGAGGAUCUGUAAACAUUUUAAGUCAUCAGAAAAUAUUGGGAAAGCUCUACUGUUCCAUAUUGACAUGCUUUUACAAAGGAAAAAAGAAUUGCUUGCCAAGAAGAAGAUUGAAGAAAUCAUUACAGAUCACCAAAUGGGAAGACAACUGACAACAGAAUUAAUAGAUUGGUUACAUGACAUUCUGGGGAAAAAAGCUGCCAGAAGUUUUGAGGUUCAAAAUUACACUGAUUCUCUAUACUGGUACUGUUAUUCUCUGAGAUUUUAUGCAUUUGAUCAAAUGGUUCUGGAUUUCAUCAAGAUACAGAGAAAUAUGGCUUCCUGUUACCUGCAUUUGAAACAACUUGAUAAGGCCAAAGAGGCAAUGAAAGAAGCUGAACAACAUGAUCCUGCAAAUGUUUUCACUCAAUUUUAUGUAUUCAAGAUUGCAAUCUUAGAAGGCAACUCUGACAAAGCUUUACAGGCAAUCAUGACUUUAGAAAAUUUAUUAACAGACAAAGAGCAGGAAGAUAAUGGUCUACUUACAGAGAGAGGUUCUCCUACCAUGCUCUUAUGUUUAGCUGCCCAGUUUGCUCUAAAGAAUGAACAACGAAUUCCAGCUGGAAAAGCUUUAGAAUAUUUAGCUAAACAUUCAGAAGAUCCACUAAAAGUGCUUACAGCUUUAAAGUGUUUGUUCCAUCUUGUUCUUCCAGAUAUUUCUAAAAUGCCAGAAUCUGAAAAUAAGAAGAAAGAAAUGGAUAGACUUUUGACUUGCUUGAAUACAGCACUCCUGAGACUUAGUCAGCCCUUUAAUGGAGAACCCUCAACUUUGGAUUCAAUGACUGAAGAAGCUCAUUGGUUUCGAAAAAUAGCUUGGAACUUGGCUGUGCAGUCUGACAAAGACCCAGUAACAAUGAGAGAGUUUUUCAUACUUUCUUAUAAGCUGUCCCAGUUUUGUCCUUCUGAUCAAGUAAUUCUGAUUGCACAGAAAACAUGUUUAUUUAUGGCAGCUGCAGUUGAUCUAGAGCAAGGGAGAAAAGCUUCAACAACUUUUGAACAGACCAGAUUACUGAAUCGUGCACUUGAGCAGAUUCAUAAAUGUAAGGACAUCUGGAAUCUUCUGAAACAAACAGGGGACUUCUCAAAUGAUCCAUGUGAGACAUUGCUUCUACUGUACGAGUUUGAAGUUAAAGUCAAAAUGAAUGACCCAUCACUGGACAGCUUUCUAGAAUCAGUGUGGGAGCUGCCUCACUUAAAAAGUAAAACAUGUGAAACAAUUGCAUCAUUAGCAAUGGAAAUGCCAGCAUGCCAUCCUUCCAUUGCAUUCAAGGCCUUGAAAAAGGCAUUAUUGCUCCACAAAAAGAAUGAUUCAGCUGAUGUUUUGAAAUACAGCAAAUGUAUGCACAACUUGAUUAACCUCUCAGUGCCAGAUGAAGAGUCAAGUGCAAAGCUCUGUCCCCUGGAAGAAGUUUGGACCAACUUUGAAGAUACUCUGAGUCUUAUUAGCCACACUGAAGGCUACCCAGAGAUGGAGAUUUUCUGGCUGAUGAUCAAGUCCUGGAAUACUGGAAUAUUUAUGUAUAACAGGAGCAAGUAUGUAUCAGCUGAAAAAUGGUGCAGCUUGGCAUUGUGUUUCCUUGACCACCUUGGCUCCCUCAAGAGAGGCUAUGAAACUCGGAUGAAUGUUCUGUAUAGUAAACUCAUGAAAGCAUUAGAUGAAAAGAGCUUCUUAAUGAAGAGUGAGAAUCAUUAG